CUGUCCUGAAAGGAGAAUGAAGUUUGUGUGGUUUUCUAUUUUAACAUUGCAGUCUUAAACCUGAAAUCAGUUAGGUUUUCCAAAAUCAGCAAUCAUAAUGUGUAGCUCCUGUGUGUCAUGUGUUAACAGCAAUUAAUUGUUUGAUCACUUUACAUGCAGGCCCCUGAAUGGGACAAAACCCAUGCCUCCCAUUCCCCACCUGCUGCCAGAUAAGGUUGAAUUAAAUUUGACAAAGUGGAGAAAGGAAGAGUGCAAGGACAUGAGGCUGAAUAAAGCAGAUGGGAAGCUUGCAGCAGCUGAUCUUUCAGAGUUAACUGUGGAUGGUGAGGAAGUGGACCAGGAAGAGUUCCCUACAUCCAGUGAUUUACUUCAUUUUCCAGAGUUAAGGCCCUCUCAAGGAGUACCAGUCAGUGAUGAGUUACAUUUUAGUAGAAAAAGAACUUCAGGGAAUUUCAUUCAGAAUAGCAUAGAUUUUAACUCAGAGCAUUCUUCUGUCUGUGCUGGUCCUGUGGGCUCUCAUCAGCCGCAAAUAUCAGGGAAAUGUGGAAAACUUGGAUACACACAGACACGUGGAAAGAGUGGUAGUGUAGAAUCUGAUCUACAAUUUUUAGGAUUAAGUAACUGUCAGCAAGACAAAGGUUGUACCAGCCUAAAUUUUUCCAGCAAGACCCAGAGAAGUUUUUGCAAUCAAGCAGAGAAUACAGUGCCCUUCCAAGGUCCUAAUGCAAGCCAGGGCACCUUCACUCUGCCAACUUGCCCUCUGUCAUCACCCAGGAACAGCCCAAAGCACGUCUUCUCCCCAGCCGACUCUCCAAGGAAGUCACAAGGGGAGAAUUUGCAGGAGAAACGUGCUCCUCUGCAGCUGAAACCCAUCCUGGUGAGGCAGCCAGCCCCCUGCAGGCCCCUGAAUGGGACAAAACCCAUCCCUCCCAUUCCCCGCCUGCUGCCAGAUAAGGUUGAAUUAAAUUUGACAAAGUGGAGAAAGGAAGAGUGCAAGGACAUGAGGCUGAAUAAAGCAGAUGGGAAGCUUGCAGCAGCUGAUCUUUCAGAGUUAACUGUGGAUGGUGAGGAAGUGGACCAGGAAGAGAAUAGAGUUGCGUUGUCAAAAUGUGCCCAGGAUAAGAUGAAGCGGAAUGGAAGAAAAGAAAAGGAAUACAAUCAUAAAGAAUAUCUGGUUGUCAAAGACCUUGGAGGAAAGGAUCAAAAACCUGGGGAAAACCUUGAACCAAAUGAACCAGAGAUAAAGACAGCAGAAAAUGAAAUUUCUGUUAGGGCACAAGAAUACUGUAAAGAAAGGAGGCCAUCAGUCACAGGAUUAAUGAACACAUCGGAACUGUUGCCCUUCUCAAAGCCGGAAACGGCACUGACAGAAGCCUUGACACUUCUAGCUGCAGAUGACUGGGAGAAGAAAAUGGAAGGUCUGAACUUCGUUAGAUGUUUGUCUGCCUACCAUGCGACUAUUCUGACUGCAAAGCUACAUGAAACAAGCAUUGCUGUAGCUCAAGAGAUAUUGUGAGGGAGUUAUACCCACGGAAGCCUAAGAGUGUGGAGCAGAAAGUUCUAGUUGUCCUUUGGCACCUUCUGGAAAACAUGACGAACAGUGGCUCUUUGCCUGGGACUGGAGGGAACAUUCGGACAGCCACAGCAAAACUGUCAAAAGCACUUUUUGCACAGAUGGGACCACGUCUCUUAACUUGUGCUGCAGCUCAGUCACCACACAUCAAGAAGACUUUAGAAGAACUUUUGGAGGCAGAAAGCUAAAUUAAUGAUUCCUGUGCGUGCAUGAAGCUCCAUCAGCUGCUAGGACAGAUGGACU
Melopsittacus undulatus (budgerigar) is the source of this 1816-nucleotide messenger RNA. Its product is annotated as TOG array regulator of axonemal microtubules protein 1-like. The record is from RefSeq and is a predicted model, not a curated record. The coding region runs from base 182 to 1516 and encodes 444 amino acids. The transcript is spliced from 9 exons. NCBI's taxonomy places the organism in Eukaryota, Metazoa, Chordata, Aves, Psittaciformes, Psittaculidae.